AGAAAGAACAGUCAAAAUGCAGACAGGGCACAGGACAAAGCACUAGAGACAAACUGUAUAAAAUGAAAUUUUUUAAAAUUUUCAAAUUUGCCGCCGGUUCCGGCCCCCGUACGUCCCGACGCUCGCAGGGACCGGAACACGGAAGCAGGCAUCAGCCGGAGGAGAUGGCCGGGGACGCUGCAGGGGACACAUCGCGGGAGAGCGAAGGACAAGGUAAGUGCUGCAGGGAAUCCCUGAGCAACGCCACAUGGUAAGCCCGAGUGUAGAUCGGGGUUACUGCUUUUGGUACUGAAA
Messenger RNA from Staurois parvus, 294 nucleotides. The record is from the annotation of a GenBank genome assembly. Lineage: Eukaryota; Metazoa; Chordata; Amphibia; Anura; Ranidae.